AUGCCAUUUAUCGACGAUGAGCUGCUGUGGUCCCCGGACAACGAUGGACGGAUGGUGGAUCUGCAGGCGUGUCUGCAAGCGGAAAGCAACCAAACGGCAAGCCAAACGGCGGAACUGGCAAACGGUGGCUGUGAUCUGAACACGCUCGAGGAACAGUUGGACAACGAUUCGGACGAACUGUUGCGGCAGCUGACGGAAAACACCUUCGAACUGGAACAGUUCUUUCAGGACUUUCCAGCAACCGAAAUCAAAGUCGAGGAAAACAAUAACGAUCUACAGCUCGAUGAGGAAUCGAGCGGCCAGAUCUUCCUCCAGAACUGCAGCCAGUUCCUGUCGUCGGCUGCGGCGGCCGCCCAGCUGAGCGCCCUAUCCGUGAACGAUUCGAACGAGCUCGAUGGAUCCGGUUUGGGGCGGCUCUGCUCGAACGAUCAGCUUGUGGGUUCCGGUGGCCUUACCACACACCAGCUGCAGGAACAGUUGCUCCUAGCACAGGCACAAGGGUUGCUGCAACAGAACCGCUUCAACAACUCCCUGCUUGCCGAAAAAAUCCUGCAGAAUCACCAUCAGCAACAACAGCACCUCGAUGCACUAGGGGUGCCGUCCAGCAACAAUCAUCACAACAGCAGCAACCAUGCCAGCAGUAGCACCAGCAGUAGCAGUAACGGAGGCAGAGCCGGAAAGCCGCCCGAUAUCGUCAUCAAAGGUGGGACGUUUGCUUUCAUUUAA
Molecule: messenger RNA, 726 nt
Organism: Anopheles bellator
Lineage: Eukaryota; Metazoa; Arthropoda; Insecta; Diptera; Culicidae
Product: ecdysone-induced protein 74EF-like
Exons: 4
Coding region: 1-726 (241 amino acids)
Source: RefSeq, a predicted model, not a curated record